Molecule: messenger RNA, 1594 nt
Organism: Folsomia candida
Lineage: Eukaryota; Metazoa; Arthropoda; Collembola; Entomobryomorpha; Isotomidae
Exons: 2
Coding region: 221-1039 (272 amino acids)
Biological process (GO): protein refolding; response to heat
Molecular function (GO): protein folding chaperone
Source: RefSeq, a predicted model, not a curated record
AUAAUUUGAGUGAAUUUGAGGCUCCCAAGCAAAACAAUAAAUACCGAGGCUGAAAUAAAAACCUGCAGAGUAGACAUUUCAUGCACAUUAUUUCUCUCACACUCGAGUCGAUAAACUUAAAUAUCUGUGCAGAAUUCUCCUUGACAUUUGUUGCACACAUUUACACCGUUAUUUCACUAACAUUAAUUUUCACUGCCAUUUUAAGACUCUACUAAGGAAUAUGUGGUUAUCGUAUCCAAGCGAUGCCUACUGCGACCGGUACUACCACAAGGUGCCAAAUUAUUCACACUCUCUUCUCCCUAAUGAGUUGGGAUUCGCAGAAGUUUUUGAAGAUGACUAUAAAACACAAGUGAAAGUGGACGUUGUUAAUUUUACCGUGGAUGAAAUCCUUGUGACCACUGAAGAUGGAGAACUCGUAAUAAAGGGAGAGCACGAAGAUAAGGAAGACGAGUACGGAUUCCUCUCCCGAUCCUUCACGAGACGCUUCCACCUUCCAAGUAAUGCAACUGAGGACGGACUUCGUUGCGACGUUGAUGUCGAUGGCAUCCUCACCGUAACCGUGCCACGAGAGAAACCAGAUGUGAAUAAAAGUGGGAAAGUUCACACCAUUAUUUCUCCAGGAAAACACCCCGGUCAUUCUAAGGGGUUCUUAGGAAAAAUUAUGUCGGCUGUAUUAACGUCCCACGAAGAUCUUCCUACAAUUAUUGGAGUACACAAAACGAAACACCAAUUUACCGUUCGUCUUGAACUACCUCAUUUUUCCCCAGAGGAAAUUAGUGUUAAGACGAUGGACGACUUUCUCGUUGUCGAAGGUGAACAUGAGGAGAAAGAAGAUACACAAGGGUUUAUCUCUCGAUCAUUUAGGCGCAAGUACCACCUCCCACUCAAUGCGGACAAGGAUAAUGUUCAUUGUACAGUUAAUGCCGAAGGGAUACUGACAGUGGCAGUCCCAAGAAUAAAUAUUGAGAGACCGGAUCAUGUCAGGGAGUACAAAAUUAUCUCCACUGCAGCCAUACCUUGUGAAAACGGUUCCCAGUAGGGUUACUAACAAUUGAAACAGAUUGAGCCCAGAAAUAUUUAGUCGCUCAGUAUCACCUGGGUCGACAAAGAAUGUAGUAUAUUGUACAGCAAUCUGUUAUUAUUAUUGAUCACUCAUUCGGUAUUUAAUAUGAAUGGAUUUAUUUCACUGUUUCCUUACGGGUAUUCGCCCAUGGAAACGAUAACAACAACAAUUCAUACAAAUGUUGCAGUAAGAAAUAGUCUUAAGAUUUAGUCUUAUGUAUUUAAUGCAGUUUAAAUUAAAUAUUAAUGUUGUUUUAUAUUAUAAAUGUUGUUUUCAAAAAUACGAGUAGAUAAUUCAGUAAUGUCCUCAGCUCUGAACCAUUAGACAAAUAUUUAUUGCCGUCACGUUUAUGAUAACAUUAUAAUUAUUUGAUUGCCUGUUGCUAAAUAAAUUCUAUAUGUGUAAUAGAAUGGUACAAAUCCAGAAAAAUACAUAUCUAACUUACGCAGCAGAUCUUACAUAUUAUAGGAUAAGUAUUACGGCGAUGAAUCCCAUCCGGUAAUAAAUUAUGCAACUCAUCAAUCUAUCGAA